AUGUCUCAACGCUUUAGGGCAACGGCUUCGCUGCGAGAUCGCUCGGCCCUACUCCCAGAGUACACCACUCCCCCGUCCUCAGGGCGCUCGUCGCCCUUCCAGCUUCAACCUAGCGGCCAGCGUUUCGCAGACGAUCUUGAGGGCCAGAAUGACGAGCACCUCGAGGGCCUCACUGCGAAAGUGAAGCUACUGAAGGAUAUCACCAUUGGGAUAGGAAACGAAGUGCGGGAGUCGACUGUGCAGCUCAGACAGAUGAACGACGCAUUCUCGGAGACGUCUGGCAUUCUUGCGGGGACGUUCCGACGCAUGAACAACAUGGCAGCGCGGCAAGGCUGUCGGUGGCUGUGGUAUAUCGUGUUUCUUAUUAUUGUUUUCUGGUUCUUUAUUAUUCUGCCAGAGGAACUCGAUCAAGCUCAUUACAGUUGA
This is a messenger RNA of Fibroporia radiculosa, 426 nucleotides long. RefSeq lists its product as uncharacterized. The transcript has 5 exons. Bases 1 to 426 code for a protein of 141 amino acids. The record is from RefSeq and is a predicted model, not a curated record. Gene Ontology annotation, biological process: endoplasmic reticulum to Golgi vesicle-mediated transport. Lineage: Eukaryota; Fungi; Basidiomycota; Agaricomycetes; Polyporales; Fibroporiaceae.